AUGCGAUCUGCUAGCAAUGCAAAGAGAGACCCUAGUCAACAUUCGGGGAUCAUCAAGAGGAUAUUGGGUCUGCUCGCUAACCUGGAUAACGAGUGCCACCGCUACCUCACCACUUGGUUUUCCCGAUUGGCUGAGGAUCAUUUCCGACGCAUGGUUGAUUUAGUGGGCAAAUUCAUCACCUAUCGUCUCACCAGACAACCAAGGAAGCGGAGCAACAGCGGAAAUCCCACAGCAGGGCUGAUCCCCGAGUUUGGAGCACAGGGUGCAACCUCGGCCCAGCUUCAUGCCGCGCUAGGCCUGUCAGGUUCUGGAUCCAAGUCUGAAGAUCGUGCAGGGGAUGCCUUGUACAGUGAUGACUGGCAAGUCAAAGCUGCCGCCAAGGUUAUGGCUUUGCUAUUUGCAGCGAAUAACACGUACCACAACCGCAAGACAGACCCUGUCAACCACUCCCCGUCGGUAGCUGGUCAAGCUAGCGCUGGACUGGCAGCACGCGAGCGAGCCAGAGCGCACGGACAACUCCUCCCUACCUCCGACUUCUACAACACGGUGUUGGACUUCCAUGAUCUUAUCGCUGAUUUUGAAGCGUGGGAGAAACGCACGGGGAAGUUUUCCUUUUGCCAAUAUCCGUUCUUCCUUUCUAUCGGCGCAAAGAUCAAGAUCAUGGAGCACGAUGCCAGACGACAGAUGGAGAAUAAGGCUCGAGAGGCUUUCUUCGACAGCAUUCUUAGCAACAAGAACUUGGAGCAAUACUUCCAUCUCCGCGUCAGGAGAGAAUGUUUGGCGGAAGACAGUCUACGCAGAAUCAGUGAGGUUGUCGGUGGGGGUGGUGAGGAGAUCAAAAAAGGACUGCGAGUCCAAUUUGUCGGUGAAGAGGGCAUUGAUGCUGGUGGCCUUCGGAAAGAAUGGUUCCUUAUGCUGGUCAGAGAGCUCUUUGACCCCAAUCACGGAAUGUUUGUAUACGAUGAGGACUCCCAAUUCUGUUAUUUCAACCCCAACACUUUCGAGCAGUCGGAUCAAUUCUUCCUCGUUGGCGCAGUUCUCGGCCUUGCUCUCUACAACUCAACCAUCUUGGAUGUUGCGUUACCUCCUUUUGCAUUCAAGAAGCUCCUCGCAUCUGCUCCUACAAAGAAUGGUGUGGCGCCGGCAUCGCGCAACCGGAUUGACUACACGCUAGACGACCUGGCGGAAUUCCGCCCACGCCUUGCUAAGGGCUUGCGGCAGCUACUGGAAUUCGAUGGCGACGUCGAAGCUACUUUCUGUCGCGAUUUCGUUGCUGAAGUUGAGCGUUACGGCGUGGUGCAACAAGUCCCCCUUUGUAAAAAUGGCGAGAAUCGCCCUGUGACCAACGCCAAUCGCAAGGAAUUCGUCGAUUUGUAUGUGCGGUAUUUCCUCGAUACCGCCGUUGCUCGCCAGUUCGAUCCAUUCCGUCGCGGUUUCUUCACCGUCUGUGGCGGUAACGCACUCAGCCUCUUCCGCUCCGAGGAAAUCGAGCUCAUGGUCCGUGGCUCUGACGAGCCGCUUGAUGUUUCUUCGCUCCGUGCUGUUGCCGUGUACGAUGGGUGGAGUGACCCGGCCCACGGUGGCCGCAAGGUUGACCGACCCGGUGAGCAGAUCCUCGUUCUGCGCUGGUUCUGGGAUUGGUUCGCGGAAGCAAAUCCUAUUGAUCAGCGCAAAAUACUUUCUUUCAUCACUGGCUCCGACCGCAUUCCAGCUGUCGGGGCGACGAAUCUGGUGAUCAAAAUUGGCUGCCUUGGUGAUGACAGCGACAGAUUCCCAGUCGCACGCACGUGCUUCAACAUGCUGCAACUUUACAAAUACAAGAGCAGGCAGAAGUUAGUGGACAAACUAUGGCGGGCGGUUGUGGAAAGUGAAGGAUUCGGGUUGAAGUGA
Lasiodiplodia theobromae is the source of this 1890-nucleotide messenger RNA. Its product is annotated as HECT domain-containing protein. The transcript has 2 exons. Lineage: Eukaryota; Fungi; Ascomycota; Dothideomycetes; Botryosphaeriales; Botryosphaeriaceae. Gene Ontology annotation, molecular function: ubiquitin protein ligase activity. The record is from RefSeq and is a predicted model, not a curated record. Bases 1 to 1890 code for a protein of 629 amino acids. Gene Ontology annotation, biological process: protein polyubiquitination.